AUGAAACUGAUACUCACAAUCUCAGCGUUUCUUAGCCUUGUCUCACCUUUCUUCGGUCAGCCCACUUCUGAUGUCAAUGUAGACUGUGUGACUACCAGCAUCACUUCAUCCCCAAGCAUUGCUGCUACCGUACCUGCACAACCCUCUGCACCACCGCCCGGCAUUCCCAAUCCAGAGAGUGGAGUUAGUAACCUCAUCUCACUCCUCCAGCGUCUCAGCGAGCAAGCUAUUGUUCUUCAAAAGACACUCUCUACAGUCGAAUUAGACAAGAAUAGCAUCCCUUCGAUCCGCGCCCAGACCCGAGCCAUUACCGCCACAGGCGACGCCUCAACAGCCCAAGCGCUCGCCUUGGAUUACCUGGACACCCUUGACAGCACAAGGGUGACUCUCAGCACCGCCGCAUUAAAGCCGAUUUUCGGUCACUUAUUGACGAUUAUCAAAAAUAAGAAAAUCCCGCUUUGUAAAAUACAAUACUGCAAAGAGAUGCACGACUGGAUAGGAGUGGUGCGAAUUAGCGCACUUAGGCUGUGUGUCGCUGUCACUGGUAUAGUCAAAAUUUCGGAAGGGCUUUUGGUUGAGGAGGCUUGGGCCAGUGUGGACCGUCGGUUCCCGGCAGUCUUGUUGGAGUUUCACGGGCCGUUUGCUUGA
Messenger RNA from Aspergillus tubingensis, 648 nucleotides. Its product is annotated as peptidase. The record is from RefSeq and is a predicted model, not a curated record. The transcript is spliced from 2 exons. Lineage: Eukaryota; Fungi; Ascomycota; Eurotiomycetes; Eurotiales; Aspergillaceae. The coding region runs from base 1 to 648 and encodes 215 amino acids.